CUGAACUCAGUUUUUGCCUUGGGUGUGUCUCUGGAUAGUCGGAAUCAAAGGAGUAGCUUUACAGGUGCUUGGGCUGGUGCUGAAGCUUCUUCUGUGAAAUGUAAGUUGCAGGGUAGCAUUCAUCUACCUGCAUUCUCAAUGGAUGGGGACUUCAUUAUUGGGGGUGCUUUCUCUCUUCACUCCUACACGCAAACAGUGAGCCAUGAUUAUACCAUCAUGCCUGAGCCAGUAAGAUGCAAAGGGAGCAUAAAUGCCGAUGAGCUGCAGUUGUCACAUGCAAUGGUCUUUGCCAUAGAAGAGAUUAACAACAAUACAGAGCUGCUGCCCGGAAUCAGGCUUGGGUAUCAGAUCUAUGACUCAUGUGCAUCAGUUUCCAUGACAGUGCAUUUGGCAUUUCAGUUUUUGAAUAGCUUGGACCUUGUGUUUCACACUGGCAAAAACUGCUCCCAGUCAGGUAUGGUGAUGGCUGUUGUUGGUGAGUCUGGGUCUACGCCAUCCAUCAGCAUGUCACGGAUCAUCAGUCCCUUUAACAUUCCUCAAGUGAGCCCCUCUGCCACAUGUGCAUGCUUGUCUGACAAGCAGCAGUACCCAAGGUUUUUCAGAACAAUCCCCAGUGACCAGUUUCAAGCUGGUGCGCUAGCUAAGCUGGUAAAACAGUUUGGCUGGACUUGGAUAGGUGCUGUUCGAUCAGAUACAGAUUAUGGAAAUAACGGCAUGGCAUCUUUUCUAGAAGCAGCAAAGAAGGAGGGGAUUUGUGUGGAAUACUCUGUAUCUUUCUAUCGGACCCACCCACAUAGCAGGAUUCAGAAAGUAGCAGAUGUUAUCCGCAGAUCUACAUCUAUGGUAGUGGUGGCAUUUGCACCAUCUGGAGACAUGAGGAUCCUGCUGGCAGAACUUUCACGUGAGCCUUUCCCACCUCGACAAUGGAUAGGCAGUGAGUCAUGGGUGACCAACCCGGGAUUAAGGAAGUACAGUUUUCUCGCUGGGACCAUUGGAUUUGGAAUUCAGAAAUCUGUAAUCCCAGGUUUCAGAAACUUCCUGUUGAAUCUCUCUUUUGCUCAAGUGGCUGUAUCACCACUGCUUACUGAGUUCUGGGAGGAUUCCUUCAACUGCACAAUAAAAGAAAGAAAGAAAGUAUGUAAUGGAACUGAAGAUAUAAAGACUCUCCAAACCCCGUACACUGAUACAUCUCAGCUUAGAAUUAGUAACAUGGUGUACAAGGCUGUGUAUGCAAUUGCACAUGCCAUUCAUAAUGCAUUAUGUCAGGGAAGAAAUGUCACAGCUCAGUGUGACAAACUAACCAAAUUACAGUCCAAGCAGAUUCUAACUGAGCUGAAGAAAGUACAUUUUUCCCGAAAUGGAUAUGAUGUGUCAUUCGAUACUAAUGGGGAUCCUGUGGCUAUUUAUGAGUUGGUUAACUGGCAGAAAACUAUGGCUGGCAUAACUGACAUAGUGAAUGUAGGGCUGUAUGAUGCAUCACUGCCAGAGGGCCAGGAGUUCCAGAUUAACAAAAACAUCAUCUGGAUGGAGGGCAGCACGAAAGUGCCAGUGUCAGUGUGCAGUGGGAGUUGUCCUCCAGGAACUCGUAAAGUGCUGCAAAAAGGAAAACCCAUUUGCUGCUAUGACUGUACCGCAUGUCCUGAGGGAGAGAUUAGUAAUACUACAG
This is a messenger RNA of Pundamilia nyererei, 1666 nucleotides long. RefSeq names its product extracellular calcium-sensing receptor-like. Gene Ontology annotation, biological process: G protein-coupled receptor signaling pathway. Lineage: Eukaryota; Metazoa; Chordata; Actinopteri; Cichliformes; Cichlidae. Gene Ontology annotation, cellular component: plasma membrane. The record is from RefSeq and is a predicted model, not a curated record. Gene Ontology annotation, molecular function: G protein-coupled receptor activity. The transcript is spliced from 7 exons. The annotation marks the transcript as partial.